UCCUGAGAAAGAAGACGGGACCGCUACAUUAGGAAGGUCAGCUAUGGCCGAAACGGCCCUCUCACCGCCGCCACAGGCGGUUGCCUCGGCGACGACGGCGAUUGCCAGGGACAGCAAGGUCUCGCCGGUGGGGUCUCCUCUGGGCGAGCUCCCCUCUGCGCCCUCGCCGCCUUCUUUGGACCUCAGCCCGCUGCAGGCUCUCGCCUUGCGCGCCCUGCUUUCGGCCCUCGACCAGAUUGCCGAGCCGAAGACGCUUCUCCUCGAUGCAGAGCUCGCUGGCCCAUUAGGUCUCGUCUGCGAUGUGGGAAGUCUCCGUGCGCACGGUGUUGAGCGCAUGUUCUGGCUCGAGGACAACCCAGGCCAAGGAUCGCAAAAGGUAGUCGAGAGGGACGUCAAUGCACCUACGAGAGCCGUCGUGUACGUCUGCAGGCCCCAGUUGGGCCUCAUGAGGGUCAUUGCGGGUCAUAUUCUCCACGAUCGCAAGAAUGCCGCGUCGUCGGCGUCCCUCUCCCACACCUACCACGCCCUCUUUUCGCCCCGUCGGACAGAGCUGUCGCUGCACCUCUUUUCGACCAUUGCGACGCCUUCCCUCCUCUCCGACCUGAACCUCUACGAUCUUGGACUGGAGCUGGUACCGCUCGAGUACGACGUUUUGUCGCUCGAGGAAGAGUCGAGCUGGGCCGACGUCUGGGCCAAGGGAGACCACGGCGUGGUGCACCGAGCCGCCAUGGCCCUCAUGACGAUGCAGCACGUCUGGGGCGCAUUCCCCAAGAUUGUGGGCAAAGGCGACAUGGCCAAGCGCCUGUCUGAUUUGCUCGUUAGGCAGAGGCGAGAGUACCUUGCUUCCGACCCAACCAACCCGGCCCUGUCCAACCCUUCCAAGGCCAUUGAUGGUGUCAUUAUUCUCGAUCGCGCCGUCGAUCUGGCCACACCGCUCUGUACCCAGCUGACCUACGAGGGUCUCGUCGAUGAGAUCGUCGGCAUCAAAUCUGCUCACGUGGAGGUCGAUCCAUCGUUGGUGAGCAGCGAACCCAGCAGCCAGGGUGCUGGUGCGGCUGCGGGGAGCAUGACAGCUUCGGGCAGCGGCACGCCGUUAAGGGAGGCGUCUGCACAGCAGAAGCGAAAGACGAAAAAGGCACGGCUAGACACUUCAACGGACCCCCUUUUUGGUUCGAUCCGUGACUCGAACUUUGCCAUUGUCGGCGAGCGGCUUCACGAGGCUGCCAAGCGGCUCAACAAGGACUACGAGAAGCGACAUGCGGCAAAGACGGUGGCGGAGAUGCGGGCCUUUGUUCAGCGCCUGGGUGGCCUCCAGCAGGCUCACGCGAGCCUGCGUCUCCAUACAGGCCUGACGGAGCGCAUCAUGGAUGCCACGACGAAGGAGGUCUUCAACGCCAGCCUCGAGCUGCAGCAGAACAUCAUUGCUGGACUGGACCUCGCGGCGCAGCUGAACAGCAUCGAAGACCUCAUCACGGCCUCGGCCCCUUUUCUCGUCGUCAUGCGCCUGCUAUGCCUCCUCAGUGUUGUCUCUGGCGGGCUGAAGCCAAAGAAUCUCGAGUACCUCAAGCGAGAAAUCCUCCAGACGUACGGAUAUCAGCACCUCCCCCUGUUGCUCACGCUCAGCGAUGUCGGCCUUCUCACUCGUGCCACACCGAGCUCCACCCGGUCGAGCAUCGGAUUCAGCGCGGCGAGGCAGCCCCUGCGCUUGGUCGACGACGAGGUAGACGAGCGCAAUCCGAGCGACAUUUCUUACGUCUACAGUGGCUAUGCGCCGCUGAGUGUCCGACUCGUCCAACUUGCCGCGUCGAGGGAGUCGCUGGCUGGUCCGUCGACCCGACGAAGACCAGCUGCGUCAAAGGGCGCACCGAUCCAGGGCUGGAGGGGCUACGAGGACGUUGUCAACUGCCUUCCCGGGUCGACCUUCGAGGAGGACCAGCUUCCGUCAUCUGCAGCAGCAGCAGCAGCAACAUCAACGACAACAAAGGCCAUCGUCCCGCCCACGACUCUGGUCUUUUUCCUGGGAGGGGUAACCUACGCCGAGAUUUCGGCGCUGCGCCUGUUGAACUCGCUCUCGACGGAGAGGAGAUUCGUCGUGGCUACCACAAGCAUCAUAAGCGGCGAUCGCAUGAUUCAGAGUCUCGAGGCAUGAACUGCCACUCUCAGGACUUCAUUUGUAUUUUUAGAAGAGCGCAUAGUCUCUAUACCAUCUGCUCGAAACAACUGACCCUCCUUGCUCGCUACGCCAAGCUCGCAAUGCACCGACGUGGAUCACAG
Messenger RNA from Acaromyces ingoldii, 2274 nucleotides. RefSeq names its product Sec1-like protein. NCBI's taxonomy places the organism in Eukaryota, Fungi, Basidiomycota, Exobasidiomycetes, Exobasidiales, Cryptobasidiaceae. Bases 44 to 2149 code for a protein of 701 amino acids. The transcript has 2 exons. Gene Ontology annotation, cellular component: CORVET complex; fungal-type vacuole. Gene Ontology annotation, biological process: vesicle-mediated transport; intracellular protein transport. The record is from RefSeq and is a predicted model, not a curated record.